Messenger RNA from Manacus vitellinus (golden-collared manakin), 877 nucleotides. RefSeq names its product mitochondrial ribosomal protein L28 (gene MRPL28). The coding region runs from base 252 to 536 and encodes 94 amino acids. The transcript has 3 exons. Gene Ontology annotation, cellular component: mitochondrial large ribosomal subunit. Gene Ontology annotation, molecular function: structural constituent of ribosome. NCBI's taxonomy places the organism in Eukaryota, Metazoa, Chordata, Aves, Passeriformes, Pipridae. The record is from RefSeq and is a predicted model, not a curated record.
UAAAGCUCCCAGCCUUUAAUACUCUCUUGACUGGAGCUCUUGAUAUUAAAAACCAGAACCAUGAUCAUGGUGGCUGCAGAACAAACCCAGCGGAUCUUUCCCCUCUCACAACGUGUGUCCUGAGCACCUCUGCAGUGCAUGGAUAACUUUCCAGUGCUGUCUGAGUGCUGGCAGACCAGCAUGUCCCCUGUCAGCUGGUCCCUGGGUGCAGUUUGACUCCAGCUCUCUUUCCCCAGACCCCCAAAGCUGACAUGUGCUCGAAGCUGGGGAUGGACCUGAAGCGGACGAUGCUGCUGCGCCUGGCACGGAGGGAUCCCAGCCUGCAUCCCAACGACCCAGCCAAGAGGGAGGCCAUCUAUGACAAGUACAAGGAAUUUGUGAUCCCAGAAGAGGAAGCUGAAUGGGUUGGCUUGAGUUUGAUAGAAGCCAUAGAAAAACAGAGGCUCCUGGAAAAAAAGGACCCUGUCCCACUCUUCAAGGUGUAUGCUGAGGAGCUUGUCAACCGACUGAAAGAACAGGCAGCCCAGAAACAGUAGAAGAAAACAAGCUUCUGGAGCAGAACCUCUGCUGUGGAUGGAGCUGUGGGAUUCAGUGGGUCUGCUGUCUGAACCACACUGCUGGGGAAGGGGCCACAUGAAGAGUGUGCCCAGGAGCAUGUUAUUGAAGUCUAAUGACAGCCUAAAUUCAGUGAGGACCUGCUCCUGUGGGCUGAGGAAGGAGUUUCUGUGCUGUGGCCUCUGAGAGCGUUCCUGUCAGACUGACUUAGUGUGGGUUUUUUGCCUGUACAAGCAGUUGACUGCUGUUGAGAGCUUGAUCAUGAUAUAAAAUGAAAUAUAUUUUGGGAAUAUCAGUAAACUUUUCUAACUUUUCUCUGAUA